Hymenoscyphus albidus is the source of this 2625-nucleotide messenger RNA. The record is from the annotation of a GenBank genome assembly. Lineage: Eukaryota; Fungi; Ascomycota; Leotiomycetes; Helotiales; Helotiaceae.
CGCGGACUGACGUUGGAUAGGGCACAAGUAUCCUGAUGCUGUAUUAGACUUAGCUUCCAGACUCCGUGCGUGCGUUGUAAUCCCUACCUACCUACUCGUCUACUCGUACAGUACCGUAAAGCUGGGGCUCGAUACUGUACUCGUACUGUAGGAGAUUUUUAAUUUCAGCUGCACGAUCUCAGGCCCUUAAACUCAACCACCACCACCACCACCACCACCUGAACUCUCCACCUGCACAACUCACAACCCACCAUUCCUCAACAUCCUCUCCUCUUCUGCAAUCAAGCACAAUUCUCAUGUUAGCAUUACUUCGUCCGCAGCCCUUUUCCGGAUGAAUUCCUCUUCAAACCCCGCUGGGAUGCACUCGAGCACCGAAGCAUUUCCCCUACUUUCCACUUCCUCCAGCAGCGGCUCCGACAAACUCGCUCCGCUGGGAGGCCCUCAAAUUGAAAAACCACGUAUAAGAAGACGCUCGAGUGGUCUGGGAGGAGAAAUCAGAGGGGACACCAGCGUUCCUGCGCUGGCAACCUUGGAUGCGAGACCGCCGUCUCCGGGGACCUUGAAGGUUAGUAGAUCUGAGGCCAUUCCCGAGUCUUACCGUCAUGCCAAAACCCAUGCUAAUGGACCACGUAGGCGCAAACGGAGAGGGAUCGAAGGAAGCCCUUUUCCAAACGACGGAAAGCCAAAAGUUUUUUGAGACAAUGGAAACGGUAUGCGCUGAAACAUACUUGGGUUACUCCCUUGGUCUUGAUAGGCGUUUUCCUAGUCCUGUUCGCCAUUAACCCCACCGAAUCGAAUCCUAUACAUCAUUUUCUAUUCCUUUCCUACCGUAUCACUCCGGCCCCUGGGACGCCGGCCGGAACUCCAGAUCAAUAUGGGAAGGGGUGGUGGGAUGUGGCUUUUGUGUCCUUUUACAUCAUCGUUCUCUCGUUUACUCGCGAAUUCAUCAUGCAGAGAUUUCUACGUCCCCUGGCGAAAAAGAGCGGCCUGAAGAGUCGAGCGAAGCAAAGCAGAUUCAUGGAACAAAUGUACACGGCUAUUUACUUUGGUGUUUUGGGACCCGUGGGACUUUUUGUCAUGAGCCGGACGCCGGUGUGGUAUUUCAAUACGAGGGGGAUGUAUGAGGGGUUCCCGCAUAAGACUCAUGAGGCUUAUUUCAAGUUUUAUUACCUCUUCCAAGCGGCGUAUUGGGCGCAACAGUUUAUUGUGUUGAGUUUGGGAAUGGAGAAGCCGAGAAAGGACUACAAUGAGCUGGUAGGACAUCACAUUACGACAUUGUUUUUGAUUGCGUUGAGUUACCGGUUUCAUUUUACCUACAUGGGGUUGGCGGUUUACAUCACUCACGAUAUUAGUGAUUUUUUUCUUGCUGUCAGUCACUCCCCUCUUGAUUACACACAAUGACCUCAAAAGACAUUAUGAGCUUACUAAUUUGUCUUCUAGACCUCAAAAACCCUCAACUACCUAGACCACCCUCUCGUGGGACCCUACUUUGCAUUUUUCAUCAUCGUCUGGAUUUACCUCCGUCACUACCUGAACCUCAAAAUCCUCUGGUCGGAAUUUAACGAGUUCAAGACCGUCGGGCCGUAUGAAAUGGAUUGGGCGGCGGGCCAGUACAAAUGUUGGAUCUCACAUUGGAUAUCAACCUUUCUCCUUACCGCACUACAGGGACUGAAUCUGUUCUGGCUAUACUAUAUCUUCCGAAUUGCGUAUCGCUUCCUUUUCGUGGAUGUUGCGCUGGAGGAUGAUCGCAGUGAGAACGACGAGGAGGAGUUUGCUGCCGAGGCAAGGGAGGAUGAGGAGCGACGGAGGAGGAGUGAGGAACGAGAGAAGCUGGAGGGAAAGAGUAAUGGCAAGGCGGUGUUGGAGCAUGGGAAUGGGAAGAGUAGUGGGCUGGAGGAGAAAUUGAAUGAGAUUACGAAUCGGAAGGUUAAUGGGAAGGCUGUUUGAGGGGAGGGGUUUGGUAUAAGUUUGUGGGGGGGUUCUUUUUUUUGUUUGUGUAUGAACAAGUUGAUGUGGAUGUGGGAUGGGUAUUCCUUGUGUGUACCUAUGGAGUGGGAGAAUUGAAGUUCCUACGUAUACUACUACCCUAUCGACUUCCUCUCUGUGGGAAAGAGACAGAAUUCACGCAAAAGAAAAGAAAAGAAAAUUGAAAGAGAAAGAAUAAGAAAGAAGAGAUUGCCGAGCGAGGGGGGAAAGACGCAUGGACAACCAGGUACCACGGAAAUUCCAAGCCAGCCAGCCGAAAUUGCAAAACGUCCAGUUGAUCAGAGAUACGAUACACUGUCGUUCAGUGACAUGGUAAGGGAAGGAGGGAGCAGCACUUGGGUGUGGUGUGAGGGAAAAUGGAUAGGAGGGGAUCUCGGUUGAGAGGGGAUGAUUGAUUUGGGGGGGUGAUAGAGGGAUGGUGUGGGAGGAGGGAAGCUAACUCCUGGGAUUUUUACCGGGGUGUGGAGAUGUGGAUGAGUAGUUAUGGAUGGAUGGAUGGAUGGAGCAGUUGUCAUUAUCACGGGGAAUCACCUACCUACCUACAUACCUUUCGCUUCUUCUUCUUCUUCUUCUUCUUGUUGUUGUUGUUGUUGUUCUUCUUCUUCUUCUUCUUGUUGUUGUUGUUGUUGUUGUUGUUGU